AUGUUCUCGCGCUGUGGAAGUAUCAAGAAGUCAAGCUCACAUAAAAUAUCAUGCGAAGGAUCAACCUCAGAUAUAGAAGGUUACAAAUUCUCGUAUGUACGAUACAUCUGUGUAAUUAUUGGUUGUAUCCUAAGUGGUGGACUUCUACGGUUACUGUUUCACUGGUUUCCCCAUUGGAUGCUAUGGUGUACACAUAAAGUCUGUGAUCUCAACGAAGCGAACAAAGUCAAGAUAAAGGAUAUUUCUGGUAUCUACAUCCAUAAAGUUCAAUAUCCUACACGAGGAAAGUCAAGGUCACAAUAUGACAAUUCGACAACGGACGGUUUUCUUGAAAACCAAACUGAACGCCCAUAUAUCAUACAUAAAAAGCUAAAGUACAUCUGGAACUUUGAGUCUGAAAAUUUCGAGCUACUACAAAACUGGGAUGAGCGUCCUUACGAUGAAGUAUUAAAUGCACCCACCUUAACUACGGAUCUAAUUGAAACUCGUCGAAACUUGUAUGGAAUUAAUAAGAUAGAUGUCAGUCUUACACCCAUAAUGAGGCUUGUUUUGAAUGGAUGUCUCACCCCGUUUCACUGCUUUCAAGUGUUCAGCUGUGUAAUAUGGUUUUGUGUCGAGUACGAAAUAUAUGCAACGUGUAUUGCUGUGUUCUCUGUAACAUCACUUAUUUUUCAGGUUUACGAGCUUCGCAAGAAUGAACGAGCUUUAAAGAAAACUGUAUGCAUUUCGUCUAAAGUUACUGUAUGCAGACGUCGUGACGGGGAAGAUGAUUUAAAUACAUCUUUAAUGUACUUGUAA
Molecule: messenger RNA, 798 nt
Organism: Schistosoma guineensis
Lineage: Eukaryota; Metazoa; Platyhelminthes; Trematoda; Strigeidida; Schistosomatidae
Source: the annotation of a GenBank genome assembly